GCGCCUAACAAAUGCACCGUGAUUGUAGGUUUUGUCGUCUAAUUCCCCAUUACAAAAUGCUUCCUCGCGCAAAUCAUUUUCGGAGUUAAGUCUAAUUUUAAAAUAUCUCCACUGUCUCAACUUCUAAAUGUUUGAUAUCGCUCAAGUUUAGUUCGAAAACACGCUGCUUUCAACGACGGUCUGUGCUUCCAAGUUCAUUCUAUUGUUUUUUUCAGUGAAAAGGGGGGAAAGUUAUAAAAGUGGUGGGUGUUAUAAAAGUGGGUGGUGAAAAAUUUUGUUAAAAAGGGUUGUUCAGUUAAAAAUGAAUUGACCAAUAUUUUCAUUGGCACCCGUUGAAAAUGCAUGUCAUGUCAAAAUCAAUGAAAAUAUCUGGACUAAAAGUUAGUGGUUCGCAGUUUCCCUUUGGUUUCCAAAGAAUAUAUUUAGAUCAUAAAGAAUGUUACAUUUAAGAUUUGAAGAAGGUGUCGCGGAUUACUACGAUUUUUAGGUGCUGAAAAUGGAUGAUGAAGAAGCGCUCUCUCAGGCGAUUUUAAACAAUUCCAGAUUUUGGGUGCAAAAAGUACUAGUGCCAACUCUACUAUGCCUGGGAUUAGUUGGCAACACUGUCACCAUUAUGGUGCUCACAAGGCGACGGAUGAGAAGCUCCACAAACAUAUAUCUAUCAGCGCUAGCUGUGGCAGACAUCAUUCAUCUUGUGUUCGGCUUUUUAUUAUCAUUUGAACAUUACCACAAUAUUCACGACAGAAAAUAUGAACUGUACUGGAGGUUUUACGGACUAACGCAUUGGUUUUGCGAUGCGGCAAGUGCAACAUCAGCAUGGUUAGCAGUUUCAUUUACCAUAGAACGCUUCAUCGCUGUUCGUUAUCCGAUGAAAGGAAAAAUCUUCUGUACUGAACGUAGAGCAAAAGGAAUCAUAGCAAUAGUCUACGUCUUUUGCUUUGUUACCACAGCAUCAACAACAUUCGAAUACCAGCUCACCUUUAACGACAUCUGCGUUAAAGAAUGUCCCAUUGACCAAUUGAACUAUACAGAGUCCCCUCAUUUAGAAUCCACCAGUGCAAGUGUCGGAAAUAUUACUUAUGUUGAGUCUGAAGCUAGCAGUCUUGGUUCAGAUGCUUUAGGCUCAGUUGUUAUCAAAGGUUAUGAUAAAUAUAUUCAGAACAAGAUAAAACAAAUCCUCUCCAAUUGUACUAAUCAUCCACAUAUCAUUUUGGUUCCUGUUAAUCCUAAUGUUUUAAAUUCUACAAGUAACGUGGAUUCAAUUAAUAGGUCCCUAGAGGCAGAUUUAAGUCGAGCAUUAGAAAAAAAAAGCAAUAGCACAAGUGCCGCUAGUACUCACCAUGUACGAAGUCUUAAAGAAUCUGAGAAUAGUACUUAUUGCUGUGAAAAAAACUUCACGAUCGAUGUAGAGAAUACAGAAUUAGGAAAGAACAAAACUUAUACAGACUUUAUUUAUUGGUAUAGUGCACUGUUUUUUGCCAUAAUACCUUUACUAGUGAUAGCAACGUUUAACUGUUUUUUAAUCAGAGUAGUGUAUUCGUCGCAGAAGACCAGAAGAGUGAUGACAAACUCUCAUGAAAGUUCUUCAUGGACAAACGAAAAAAGAAUAACGAUAAUGCUGAUAGGCAUUGUAUUCGCUUUUCUAAUAUGUCAAAUUCCAACAGCUAUACACAUUAUCUACUAUCAUUUUAAUGAGACAAAAAAUAAGGUGCAAAUGAACAUAAGACUGAUUUUAGGUAAUUUCUGCAACUUCAUGGUGAUGCUGAUGGCACCCUGCAACUUCCUGAUUUACUGCUUAUUGAGCAAAAAAUUCCGAACGACUUUCACAAAGAUUUUCUGGCAACGGUUCAGAGCAAAACAGAUCGAAGCUGAUACAAUCAUUCGUUCUUCAACAAAAGGAAUCGACUCUUCAGCUAAAGGGAAAGAGAAUAAAUUUCACACUUACAAAGAUGGUUUGAUGAAAAAAAUGACCUCCAAAUACAGAACUCCAAGAAACUUGGAGGUAACUAUCUAUUACUUUAAUAAGGGGAAGUACGUCAAUACGUACACAGUAUGUAUGAAAGUUUGAUGAUGGUUUGUUUACUUCUCCUGACCGCCUAAUAUCAUUAUUGACACAUAGUUUGACUAGUAUGCCUCGUUCAAAACCAGCGGUGAUGCGGCCAAUUGGAAAGGCGAAAUCCUGUGAUUUAAAUGUGUAAAGAACUCUUUAGUUUUAGGAUCUAAUUAUACUCAGUGACAUUAGAAGUGCUACACCCAUAAGGAAUAAUUUCUUGAACUGUAUUUUUUGGCAACAUAUUAGAUUUAGAUCAAUUAAUAAUGUAUUUGGCGACCCCGUUACCUGAAUACAUUCCUGUACACUCAUUCCAAGCAACUUGAACUUCAUGGUGUAACUGUGCCAGAGUCUGUGGAGGAUGGUGCAGUGGACAGUGGACAGUCUCCUUCCCAUCAUAUCCCAUACAUGUUCGAUAGGAUUUAAAUCCGGUGAACGAGGUGGCUACGGCAAAACAUUAACGCCAGUUUUUGAAGAAAGAAGCCUCAACGCGCAGAGAAGUUGCAGAGCACAUAGAGCAAAUUAAACAGAUCACGGAAGAGCGGCAUGCCCUAUACAAAGCUCUAACACCACCAAAGCGACUGAAAUCCAAGAAAACCUUCCUUGGAACAGUGCAGGAUGAACCGCCUGAAGUUUACAAGAAGUAUAAAAGAUAAAACAUUGAUAUUGUUAUUAUAGUGUGCUAGAAAUAUAGAUUGUGUUGCCACAAAAUUAAGUAUACAAGAAAUCAUUCCUUCUAGAUGUAACACUUCUAAUGUCAGUGAGUAUUAUGUAUUUUAUGUUUAGUGCUAGAAGUUUACAGAUUAUUCCUCUAAAUUGUAAAGUACGAUUUAUAUUAGUAUAAAGUUUAAUUAUAUUGUAGUGCUAUAUUUUAAAAAAUGAGUUACUCUAAUAAAUACAUAUUAUGCUUAUUCCUGUAAAAUUUUCUAGUUCCAUUUAAAAUAAAUGUUCGAAGUUUC
Diabrotica virgifera virgifera (western corn rootworm) is the source of this 3009-nucleotide messenger RNA. RefSeq lists its product as uncharacterized. Lineage: Eukaryota; Metazoa; Arthropoda; Insecta; Coleoptera; Chrysomelidae. Gene Ontology annotation, molecular function: G protein-coupled peptide receptor activity. The record is from RefSeq and is a predicted model, not a curated record. The transcript has 8 exons. Gene Ontology annotation, cellular component: membrane. The coding region runs from base 497 to 2068 and encodes 523 amino acids. Gene Ontology annotation, biological process: G protein-coupled receptor signaling pathway.